GCUACCAACAAUUUCUAAAGUUCAGUACAAAACGUUGAACAUAACCUACAAAAUUUUGUGUUCAAGUAAAAAAUUUUCAUAUAUAUUGAUGUUAAUAUAUUGAAUAAUGUUUUACCAUAUAUCUUUAGAACAUGAAAUUUUGUUACACCCUCAAUAUUUUGGACCUCAACUUCUAGAAAAGGUCAAAACUAAGUUGUAUACGGAAGUAGAAGGAACUUGUACUGGAAAAUAUGGAUUUGUUAUUGCUGUUACUACAAUCGAUAGUAUUGGAGCAGGCCUAAUACUGCCUGGUCAAGGCUUUGUUGUAUAUCCAGUAAAAUAUAAAGCUAUAGUUUUCCGACCAUUUAAAGGGGAAGUGUUGGAUGCUGUAGUAAGGCAGGUUAAUAAAGUAGGAAUGUUUGCUGAAAUUGGGCCUUUAUCUUGUUUUAUAUCCCACCAUUCAAUACCUGCAGAGAUGGAAUUUUGUCCCAAUGUAAACCCCCAAUGUUACAAAACGAAAGAUGAGGAUGUUGUUAUUCAUGCAGAAGGAGAAAUAAGAUUAAAAAUCGUGGGAACAAGAGUGGAUGCUUCUGGCAUUUUUGCUAUUGGGACCCUUAUGGAUGACUAUUUAGGUUUAAUAAGUAAUUAAGUUUUUUUAUAUGUACAUUUUAUAUUAUAUUAAGAAAAUAAAUAAUUUGAUUUGUA
This is a messenger RNA of Anoplophora glabripennis (Asian longhorned beetle), 684 nucleotides long. RefSeq names its product DNA-directed RNA polymerase II subunit RPB7 (gene Rpb7). The coding region runs from base 107 to 628 and encodes 173 amino acids. Gene Ontology annotation, molecular function: single-stranded DNA binding; translation initiation factor binding; single-stranded RNA binding. NCBI's taxonomy places the organism in Eukaryota, Metazoa, Arthropoda, Insecta, Coleoptera, Cerambycidae. The record is from RefSeq and is a predicted model, not a curated record. Gene Ontology annotation, biological process: DNA-templated transcription; positive regulation of translational initiation; transcription initiation at RNA polymerase II promoter. The transcript is spliced from 4 exons. Gene Ontology annotation, cellular component: P-body; RNA polymerase II, core complex.